AUGAGGGCUGUACAUGAAAGACCGGUCCACUUCAUGGACAGUGUUAGAAGCCCUCCAGCUGGCUAUCCUAGUCUCCUGUGUGAAGAGUUGGAAAACAAAGGUAGCCAGGAGAAGAAGACAAGCGAGGAAGAGGAGGUGGUGAGGGAAGAACACGAUGGAAGAAAGGACUGUGAAGUUAGUCACAGUGCGUCACAAGCUGAAGAGCAAGCCGCUCAGGCGGAGGACCCCAAAGAUGCCACCAACAAAAAGCAGAAAAAGAGUAGAAGGACAAGAACGAAGAAGCCCAAUGAGCGCCCGAAAAAGAAAAGAGGACAAAAGGACACCAUUGAAGAUGAAGCCAAAGUUGUCCCGACAAGCCCCGAGGAGAAGUCCGCUCUGAUGGAGCCCCCCGUCCCACUCGUGACCACCUGUGACCUGCCCGAGCCUGUCAUUACAGACUGUGCUGGGUUAGGUAUGCACGGACCCCCCUCUCCUAUACCCCAGGUCGACUCGCCCAUGAACGCUGUCCAGCCUGCCGCGACCAAGAGGCCUCCCAGCCCCCCUUUUCCACAAAGUGUGUCCCACCACAGCCUGGAACCACUGGAGAUGGAGAUUACCCAAGUGUACUCUACCCGUCGCUCCAUCCGCUACAUCACCCACGGUCGAGGCCAGACCGGCAAUAUCCCGCAGCCCCCCAAGCCCGACAGCGCUGAGGGUUGCCCGCUGCCACCGCCGCCACCUAAGAAGAAGACGAGGACUCUUUACAGCACAAAUCAGUUAGAGCAUCUGGAAGCCUUGUUCCAGGAGGACCACUACCCUGAUACUGACAAGAGGAAAGUUAUUGCCGCAUCAGUCGGCGUCACGCCUCAGAGGAUUAUGGUAUGGUUUCAGAAUCGACGAGCCAAGUGGCGCAAAGUAGAGCGCUUAGUGUCAUGUAAAGCUGAACAGCUACACAACAGGGGCAGGUGGAGUCCUGCCCGUCCCCGUGCCCAAUCUUUGCUGCCCAAUAUGCAAACUGAAGCUAGCGGCAACAUAGCACCUGUGUUCUCUGGACACUUUGGCACCAAGAUGCCGCUGCUGGACUCUGUGCUGCCUGUGCCACCUUUCUCUGCACUCUCCACGCAAACCCAGCCCUCCUUCAGCCAACUUCUGGCCACCAGUCCAGGUCAGUCCAGAGUGGGAGAGCAACCUGACUUCCAUCCCCGCCCCAUGCUCAGCCCUCCCCCCCUCAGGCGAGCCAGCCUCCCCCUUCUCGCCACCUCCACUGCCUUCAACCUUAACAUGCCCCCACCGCCGCCGCCUCUCUUUGUGGAUGAAGGCGGCUCCUUGGCCCAACGCGACAGCCGCACUCUGCAGAUAGACGCCAGUUCUCUGUUUGACUUCAGCGACAAGACGGACUUUCAGAACAACACUCAGCUGUCCUUCCAGCUGCAGACGUCUUACCCGAACGGGCCCACCCAGCCGCUGCCGCCGCAGCAGCUUCAAGCGUCCGCAAGUCAUCCGCCACGCAUGGCCUUCCUCACCCCCUCCCCCUUCCUCACAACCAAUCCACCGGACGACAUCUCCUCCUCCUACAUAGCCUUCGGUCCUUCCGGGAGUUCCACUUAUUCCUCUGGGGGCCACACUUAUGUUCAGUCGCACGGCGGCGGGCAAAUUAUGAUGCAGCCCAACAACCCUGGUAGCUUGGUGUCCUACCCGUCAUACCCUUGGGCUAACAUGUACGCCCAGCCUGGAGUUCAGCAGCUCGCCCCUAGUUACCCGGCCGGAUUCGCUGGCGCUGCCCGUGACCGCCAGGUACCUUCGUCCUCCGCCAGCAUGCCACCAUCCUUCCAGCGCACAUACACACUUGGCAGCGCCGUCCUCCCGCCCGUGUCCACCUUGCAGCCGUCCCGCCUCAGGGUCGAGAACAGGGGAGCGGAGGCGGCCCCUAUGCCCCCCUUGCAGACCAGCCCUGCAUGCUCCCCUCGAAGCCCUGUGGCGCCCUCUUGUGUCAAGAUCGAGUCAGACAGUCCGCAUGAGAUUCCCAGCCACUUUAACUGUGACUUCUCUGCUAUUCACUUUUGA
This is a messenger RNA of Nerophis lumbriciformis (worm pipefish), 2043 nucleotides long. NCBI's taxonomy places the organism in Eukaryota, Metazoa, Chordata, Actinopteri, Syngnathiformes, Syngnathidae. The record is from RefSeq and is a predicted model, not a curated record.